CAGUGACAGUCGACUCUUAAUUAUAUUACACAUUUAAUAAAUAUAAUAAAUGAUAUUCGACCGUCGUCUUCGAUUCUUGCAAGACUACCUAGAAGAGAAAUGCUAUAAGAAUCUGCAAGUAUGCAAUGCUCAUGGAUUGUUUCAUUUAACCUGUCGGAAUGACAAUCUCAUUGAUAUCGACCAGGCAGGGGAGCUGCUCCUUUGUGCCAACAGGUCUUGCUUCAGCGUGGUAAAUAUCAGUACGGAUCUGUAUAAUAACCGAGAUCUUCGGCGUGGAAAUGAACUAAGAACUCAAUGUUCUUGCGGCGGUCUUCGUAAUAGUUGGACAUCACCAUCUCCAUGUGACACUGUUUUUACAAAGACGUUUAACUACAGGACCCACUGCAAUGACGCUAUAUGGUAUCCUGGAGCUAAUCAUAAGUUCAUCUCAGUUGGCGACACCCUUAUUAAUGUUUGGGACUUGGAGAAGGGUGUGAUAGACUAUACUGCGAGUGUCAAUGUAUCCACCGUGAAGAAAGUUGCUGUGUGUCGCGGAUCAGGUAAAGAAAAUGUUAUUGUUGUCGGUUUAUCAUGUGGGUCCAUAUCUAGCUGUGACCUUAGGACUCCGGUUGCUUUCAACUAUCCUAACAUGGCAGGUCGUGGCGAAAUUACCUCGAUAAGCUGUCAAUACCACAAUGACAAUACUGUUAUAUGUGGUUAUGAUGAUAAUAAUGUAUGUGUUUGGGAUCUUCGGCGAUACAACCAUCCUUUGGCACGGCUUGGUUCUAAGGGUGCAUUGACGCCUCCGUCUGUAAUUCACGGAUGCCACGUUUCUGACGGUCGGAAGGGGCGGAAACAUUUAACUGAAAUACCAGCUACCCAUAGUCAGGAAUUCGACCAGGUGGACGACAUUUGGUCAUAUUUGAUGAAAGCCGGUGGAAAACCUACUGAUAAGUCUCUCGUAAAGAAAGAACGGGAUCCCAUUGCUGUAAAAGUUGAACCAAAAUUUGAAACCGAAUCCAUUUUAGCAUUAACCAGUUUUCCUACAAAGCCGAAAUCAGGCAAAUCUUCUAUUUCAAUAACUGAUUUAUUAUUACCUCCCAAAGUGAGGCGUGGGAAUACCACUACUGGCAGAUCAGUAUCUGCUGGAUCCAGUGUUGGCAAAAUUAGGAAAAAUAAACCUAGGGAGACUCAAUCCCAACCAGAGACACCCGGUGGAUUAUAUUCAAUAUCUGAUUUACCACCUUCAACUCGGAAAGAAUAUUCACAACCUGAUAGUGAGUCGGGUUAUUCCUCAAUGCUCUUAUCUGAUGACCUUGAUAUCCCUUGUACUCCUCCAUCACCACGUAAACUUAAGGGCAAAAAAGGGACUCCACCCAUCCAUCACCAUGAACAGACCCGUAGCGUUACAUCACAUUCGUCACAAUCAGUAAGACCUUCCAGAUCAUCCAUCUCACCGUCGGUGAAUAGGGCUACUCCUAAAACAUCAUCAUUCCAGAGUUAUUCACCCUUUUCUUUUGCUAAUCUGGGUAGCAUCAACAGUAGCAGGGAAUCCGAUGAUUCAAGGCGGCGGAGCGCAUCACUGGAUUCGGACUCUUGGUCAAGGACUAACUCUUAUACACCUACGGAAUACUCACAUUCUCAGCCAUCAAGUCAAUCAGAAUCAUCGGGUUUAAUCGAUAACAUUAUGGAUGCACGUCAUGGUGACGGUACCACUGCAGAUAGUUUUUGCAGAAGUGCGGCUACCAAGACACUUGAUGGAACGUUGGCACAACAACGACUACAGAAUACUCAUUCCCCAAUGUCAUUUCGACCAAUUGGUACAAAUUCAGUAAGGGGUUCAGCUCGGAAUAUUACUGGGGAUGGUGAUACUACUCCAUUGCAUGGAAUUGAAGGCUCACAUGGUAAUAUAUCGCCCAAGAGUAGUCGCACGCCGAUACCAUCGAACAGGAAGCGUGCGCGUGAAUCAUUAUUACCUAUUGACAAUGUAAAACCGGAUACUGAGACUAGUAAGAACGUUGUGAAAAGUCCAAUUACUAAGCUGGGAUCUACCGCCAGUACCAAAAAUGUAAAUGUCUGUAGCCACGGUAUAGCUACAGACAUUAAAUCCACUUGUGAUGGUAAAUCUCUGUUUGUUGGUAGACAGAAGGGGUAUAUCGAGUACUAUGAUGCGAGGAAUUACAGGCUCAUAGAUUACUACAAUAUAAGUGCCCUAUGUCAGCCAUUUGAAACCAAAUCUUUAUCAUACUCACAACGCCUACGUCUCGUUUGCCGUGAUGGUGGUAAUUGGGUUAUGUUUAACAUGAAAAACAAGGUUGGCGUUCUAGAUACCCGAAAAGGUUCGGUAAACUGCUUGGUGCCUUUGCGUUGGAUUGACCACGAGUUAUUAGUAGAUGAAGCUUACAUUCCUUCGCAUUCACGCAAAUCACAGGAUGCGAGUUACGUGACUGCCCUUACAGCAUAUCCGGGAAGACGUGAGGUAUACGCUUUAAAUGAAUAUGGAGAACUGUUUAUCAUCCAUCCAGAUAACAAUUCAUUAUUUGGGAACAUGAAUCGUGACGAUGACAACACUAUGGCUUUGGGCAUAGUUGAUAUGCUAUAAGAACAUUAGCAUUAAUGUAGUUUAAAUUGGUAUA
Messenger RNA from Babesia bovis T2Bo, 2615 nucleotides. RefSeq lists its product as uncharacterized. The record is from RefSeq and is a predicted model, not a curated record. Gene Ontology annotation, cellular component: nucleotide-excision repair complex; Cul4A-RING E3 ubiquitin ligase complex. Gene Ontology annotation, molecular function: protein binding. Lineage: Eukaryota; Apicomplexa; Aconoidasida; Piroplasmida; Babesiidae. The transcript has 10 exons. Bases 50 to 2581 code for a protein of 843 amino acids. Gene Ontology annotation, biological process: transcription-coupled nucleotide-excision repair; protein polyubiquitination; proteasome-mediated ubiquitin-dependent protein catabolic process.